CGCAUGAAGAGGAAACAUGAGGGAAUCACCUGUGACUUCGAUCGAUUAUUACCUGCUACCGAAUAAGAUCCUGUGUGGCGCAGGCGGGAUGUGGCCUAUCGACGAGAAGAGUUCGAUGUUUACCAAAGUGUUCGCGUACUUCCGCUUGAUAUACGGGUUAAUAGCAGUUUGUAGCUUUGUCAUACCGGAGCUGAUGCUAAUAGCAUUGAAUUGGGGCGACAUCAGAAUUUUAGCAGAGGUAGGCUCGGUUCUAACGACGUUGGGGCAAUGCCUGUUUAAAAUGGUGUAUCUGAUAAUAAGAAGAGAGAGAACGGGCAGACUUUAUAACGAAAUACGAAGCUUAUGGCUUUCUUCCGACGACGUUAAAGACCGACUGUCUUACGAGAAACUAGCCUAUUGGGCAAGAAUUUGUACAAUCGGUUUCUUCACGUCCUGCAUGUGCAACGUAGUCACCUUUUCGAUCGGUUCAGCAAUGAAUUCGUUCAAGGGUGGAUACAAUGACAGCAAUCAAACUCGAGAAUUGCCUUUCGAAGUCUGGUACGGAGUAGACGUUUCGACGUCUCCCUAUUUCGAGAUCGCUUUCGCCUGGCAAGUUUUAACAGCCUGCGUUAGCACUGCCGUAAUUUGCGGCCUGGACGCUUCGUUCAUGACCACGAUUUUGCACGUGGCUGGUCAAUUUCGGUUGAUCAGUGCGUGGAUAAACAAUAUCAGUGUCGAAAUAAAUUACAAGGAUAUUGACCCGACGAAGUUAAAAGCGGACUUGAUCAGGUGCAUUCGACAUCAUCAACGAAUUACCAAUUUGGUAAACGAUGUGAAUAAUUUAUUAACACCGAUCAUUUUCAUGCAACUCCUUACGAGCGGGAUAGAAAUUUGUUUAAGCGGCUUCGCAUUGGUCGAACACGGGGCAGCGAACACCGACAUAGUAAGAUUUAUAUCUUAUUUAAUAGCGGUGUGGGCGCAACUUUUAAUGUUGUGCUGGCCUGGUGAGAUCCUCGUUCAAGAGAGUCAAGAGAUAGCGCACGUGGUGUAUCUCGAUCUGCCUUGGUACGAUUUACCGCCGAUGUAUCAGAGGCAACUUUGCCUUAUAAUAGUUAGGGCACAACGACAUAGUAGUAUCAAGGCGUUAACGUUUGAAACGUUAUCUAUUCACACGUUAACGUCCGUAUUCAACACAGGCGCGUCGUAUUUUACUUUAUUACGACAGAUUCAAGAGAACUAAAGACAAACACAAUGAAUGAUCUCGCUGACAUGGGAAAUAAUCUCCAACAAGAAUAGUCGAAUAAAAUGUGUAUA
Ceratina calcarata is the source of this 1293-nucleotide messenger RNA. RefSeq names its product odorant receptor 13a. Gene Ontology annotation, biological process: detection of chemical stimulus involved in sensory perception of smell; sensory perception of smell. The record is from RefSeq and is a predicted model, not a curated record. NCBI's taxonomy places the organism in Eukaryota, Metazoa, Arthropoda, Insecta, Hymenoptera, Apidae. Bases 17 to 1219 code for a protein of 400 amino acids. Gene Ontology annotation, cellular component: plasma membrane. The transcript is spliced from 5 exons. Gene Ontology annotation, molecular function: odorant binding; olfactory receptor activity.